Molecule: messenger RNA, 2492 nt
Organism: Marchantia polymorpha subsp. ruderalis
Lineage: Eukaryota; Viridiplantae; Streptophyta; Marchantiopsida; Marchantiales; Marchantiaceae
Source: the annotation of a GenBank genome assembly
AAUCAAGCUCACUUAUUAUCGCGAGAGCACUCUCAGAGACUUUAGUCAUUGUCCCCAAGACUUGAUAUGCAAUUCACGCAGGCAAUGACCGUGUCCACGCGAGCGAUGACUACGGGUCUUCUUGGUCCAUGUUGUCCUCUGCGUACUCCACUUGACAAAAGCCGUCUCACCUAUCACGAUGAAUAAAGUGAAGUAUGAUGUCGAGGUAUUAUUCGUGAAACCAGUCUAGGUUCAACCGUGCCCGGCGUAAUGGUCCUCAGUCCGUCCAGGCGAAAAGAGAUAAUAGUCAACCUUUCGCAUUCGAUGAGCUGAAAAGCGACCAGGUCUGUGUGUGUGUACUCUGAGGAUUUGUUGGAAAAAGUCCACAGAAGUUUCGUGUGGGAGUACACUUGUGGGCAUCAGGUAAACAGAUUUGCUUACAAUUCAAGCCCCCGGGUGUAGGCGCCGCUCCAGGAAGUGUACAUCAGCGUCCUCGUUCUCGACAGCGCAAGUUUUGGCGAAAGGGAAGGGCUCAUAGCUCGCUUGCAACACGUCGCACCACACCUUACCUCAGCUUGCAUGGCUGACACAUAAAACCAUCCGGCAUCCAUCCAUCCCUUCAUUCUCGUGCGGGCCGUCGCAUUUAACUCUGCGUGUGUUGAACACAUUUCGAUUCGCAAUUCAAAAUCGGCGACAUCCAUUCAAUCGAAAAACUGAUCUCCGAUAUGUGUACGACGCAUGCACGUGCACUGAACGAGGAAGUUCGAUGAGUGAUCAAGCGGCAGCAAGGUCGAGGCCUGGACCACGCAGCCUCACUCGUCAGGCUGAGAGAGUGAGAGCUCUGAGAAUCUAGGCUGGUCUUGAUCGAGGCCUGCAAUGUCGGGCACAGACACAAUCUCCAAGUUGUCGAAUCUGCUGCCAACAGGAACAUUUCUGGCCUUCCAGGCCGUGGCACCGCUCUUCACCAACAAUGGAGACUGUGGAUUCACCGAGAAAGUAAUGACCGGCAUCCUGCUGCUCCUCUUUGCCAUCAUCUGCUGGGUGCUCAAUUUCACAGACAGCAUCACCUUGCCGAACGGAUCCGUGCGGUACGGCAUCGUAACCAAGUCGGGGCUGUAUAAUCCUCAAUUCAAGAACUCUAACAUCGAGGGGGUGACUGGCUACUUCUACAUGGAUGACAAGUUCAUCGUCAAUGGAUUCGACUUUGUCAACGGAGUGUGCGACUUGAUUGCACUGGGAGCUCUGACUUUGCUCACCCCUCCCAUUUCCACUUGCUACUACCCCAACAUAUCCAGCACGAUUGUCAAAACCGUUCCGAUUCUCGUUGCCAUCGUUGUGGGAGGGUACUUCGCCUUCGCCCCCGCACCGAGACAUGGAAUUGGAUUCUCUGCAUCUGUUAAGAAGCCCGAGUCCACAACCGACUCCACUCUGGUAGAAAGCUCCAAGGGCGGUAACACGCAGUCACUUCUUACACCCAAGGCCGGGUCAGCGACAGGUUGGGAUCAGAAGCUCACCAUUGUGUCUUCGCCCGGUAGAGCAUCUGUCUGAUUUCACAUUUGCUUGGUGAGACUCGGCAGACUUCUACUUCUGGAUCCCCACUUCUACCUCUGGAUUCUAUAUGCCCGCCAUCUUCGUACAUCUCACCUGUUCAGGCCAUCUGAUCAUGCUCCGUGUUUCGAGGCUGAACUCAGCUGGUGAUCACGUACACCGGGCAGCCCACUUUGCAGAUAGAUAGAUAGAUAGUCUAGUGGUAGCUGGAUAUAUAUUUACUGGUGUGAGCAUCUUUAGAUAUCCGUUGACAAUGUGGCUAUUAGAGCAUGAGUGAUUGUCGAAUUAUCGAGCUUUAGCACUGCGGACGCAUUUAUGAUUGAAAGCAGAGAGCACGCUUCGACCCGCCCAUGUGAUGAGUUCAAAAAAUAUAGUCAAGCGUGCUUUUUGAUGCUCUGCCCUGUCCAGUAUCAAUCAGUGGCAUUUAAAUUACAGCAAUCGGAGGCGAAUAUUGGCCUUCGAUGAUGGCCUAGAGACCCUCGAAGCAGAAAAUUUUCCAGGGCUCGUUGUAGAUUAUGCAGAGUCUUCAUACGGAGCAGCACAACUUCGUAUAGAGGAAUUGGGGCUUGCGAGACAUUGUAGUGCAAGAAUCCAACGAGUCCUGCAUUCAGUUUUAUUCGGCAUCCUCCAACAUGUAACUUUGGUAUCAUUUUAUUCUUCAUGAACAAGAUCGAAGUGAACUCACUGUGUGAUUUCACCGUCAUGAGUCUCUAACAAACUUUACUUCAAUCGCUACUGCACCCACCAAUUGUCCAAAACCUCACUUUGUUCUAGAGUAGGCAUCAGUUCUUACAGCUAUCCCAUCCCCUCCACUGCUUUGCUCGAGAGCACCGGGUUCCAGGUUUCCAAAUUGUGACUACAACUGCUCAGCAUUAGACACAGAAAUGUGAUGUUGGGUUGAUCCUGCAGGGACCAACAUCAUUUUCACAUCACAAGACACCAUGCCUCUCCAUGUUGGUUACUAA